Messenger RNA from Teleopsis dalmanni, 2127 nucleotides. Its product is annotated as sodium-coupled monocarboxylate transporter 2-like. Bases 88 to 1962 code for a protein of 624 amino acids. Gene Ontology annotation, molecular function: symporter activity. Lineage: Eukaryota; Metazoa; Arthropoda; Insecta; Diptera; Diopsidae. Gene Ontology annotation, biological process: transmembrane transport; sodium ion transport. The record is from RefSeq and is a predicted model, not a curated record. The transcript has 12 exons. Gene Ontology annotation, cellular component: membrane.
UUGGUGAAAAAGGUGCUUCAGUGAAAUAAUUAAUAACAAAAUAUAUCAAAAAAAAAUCCUUUUAAUUAUUUAAUGCGACUUUAAAAAAUGUCUAGUGGAACAGCAAACAUAACAACUUUUAUUAAUCAACCAACAACAAUGAACACCGCAUCGAAUAUCAUCUCUGGCAUUACAUUCGGUACAGUCGACUACUUUUUGUUCGUACUGUUGUUGUUAGUUUCUGCGUCGAUCGGAGUUUAUUUCGGCUUCUUUUCUAAAUCCAAAAAUACAACAGAUGAAUAUUUGAUGGGAAAUAAACAAAUGAAAACAUGGCCAAUUGCUAUCUCAAUUAUAACUAGCCAACUUUCAGCGGUAGCCAUUGUUACAGUACCAUCCGAAAUAUAUUCUUACGGUAUCAGUUUCAGUCUUUUGCUUGGAGCUGUUAUUUUGACUGGACCAAUAAUGAACAGUACAAUUAUACCAGUUUUUUAUGAAAAUAAUGUACACAGCUGUUAUGAAUAUCUUGAGAUGCGAUUCAAUAAACGCGUUCGUCAAAUUAUAACAAUUACGUUUUUAUUGCAUUCCCUACUCCUAAUACCUGUACAUUUAUUUCUACCUUCAUUAGCGCUUUCACAAGUUUCCGGAUUAAAUAUUCAUCUAAUUAAUGCAAUUGUCACCUCUAUUUGCAUUUUCUACACAAUGUUGGGUGGCAUUAAAGCAGUUGUCUGGACCGAUGUAGUGCAGGCACUAAUAAUGUUCAUAUCCAUGGUAGCAGUUGGCCUUGUAAGCACUUUUAAACUGGGCGGCUUCAAUGCGGUGAUGACGAAUGCAUACGAAGGGGGACGCUUAAAUUUUAAUUUUUCAUUGGAUCCACGUGUGCGCACCACCGUUUGGAAUGGAUUAUUUAGCGGCAUGUUUGUUUGGAUAAGUUAUAUUGGGCUAAAUCAAAGUUGUGUACAGCGGCUUGUUUCCAUGCCAACAGUUAGAAAUGCUAAAAGAGCCGUUCAUAUAACAACUAUUGGAGUUUUUGUAGCUAUGAUCUUUAAUGUGUUAAUUGGUAUUGCCAUGUAUGCACGUUUUCAUGGCUGUGAUCCUGUUUUGGGCGGAGUUGUUAGCAAAUCAGAUAAAUUAGUACCACUCUUUAUACAGGAUGUGAUUGGACACUUAAAGGGAAUGCCAGGAAUUUUCAUAUCUUCGAUCUUUAGUGCUGCACUAAGCAGUUUGUCCGCUGUACUAAACUCUAUCGCGGGUGUAUGUUAUUUCGAUUACAUUAAACCAUUUGUAGUUCAUACAGAUGCGAAGGCUAAUGCUAUUAUGAAAGUUCUAGUCGUAUUAAUGGGAAUUUAUUGUGUUCUUGGUGGAUUUAUUGUACAAAAUUUUAAUUCUAUUAUGCAAUUAAUAUCGACUGUCGCUGGCAUAGGGAGUGGAGCCAUAGUGGGAAUCUUUUUUUUGGGCGUCUUUGUGCCCAGAGUAAAUGGAAAAGUCGCCUUUAUCGCUAUCAUCACAAGUGUCGGUACCAUGUUGUGGAUAAUUUUACAGGGUCAAAUACGUUUAAAAGCGGGAAUUAUUGAUUAUAUUCCCCUUUCUACGACAAUAGACAAAUGCGAUGCUCAAGAUUUAAAUGAUGUGAUUAAAUCAGUAACUACAACCUCUUCAAUACAACAUUUUUCUGCAACAACAACCGAAGUUCCACUCGUCACAAAUGCUUUCAGUAGCAACAGAGAAUUUUCCAUAUACGAAAUAGCUUUCUAUUGGUAUAAAGUUAUUGGAGGUUUAAUAAUUUGGUUAGUGGCGAUUCCCUUAAGCUACGUUUGGAAAAUACGUGAAGGAGAAACACAAAAUUUAAAAUUAUAUGCCCCUAUCAUGAGAAAAUUCAUAGGGAAAAAAACCAAACCGGCAGAUGUGGAAGAUAGCGAAGCUGCAGUGCCAUUGAAAGAAGGGGAAUCUAAAGUUUAUCCCAAAAUUAUAAAUCGUGAAAAAUAAGAUAGUAUUUGUUAGCGCAAUUUCAAUCAUUCUACAAUAUUUUAUAUUUAAUAUUUUGUUAUUAAAAUGUGAUUUUGUUAAUCUUAAAUCAAAACUCCUGUAAAUGAUCAAAAUUUAAUCAUAUUUUUUCUUGAACUCAGCUCAUUCGGAAAGAAUACUACUUAA